This is a messenger RNA of Sparassis crispa, 1068 nucleotides long. RefSeq names its product Aspyridones efflux protein. Lineage: Eukaryota; Fungi; Basidiomycota; Agaricomycetes; Polyporales; Sparassidaceae. The record is from RefSeq and is a predicted model, not a curated record. Bases 1 to 1068 code for a protein of 355 amino acids. Gene Ontology annotation, cellular component: fungal-type vacuole membrane. The transcript is spliced from 9 exons.
AUGGCAAGAAGGCAGGGGCCAUCCUGGCCUGGUGGCGCCCACCGGGCCUUGAGCCUCUGCUUUUCACCGCCUGGCGCCAGCUGGCAUGAUGACCCCCAGCCGCGCGGCUGCGUUCGACACCUCUCAGGCUUAAUAUCUCCUUCGGCGCACUGCCGUCAUUCCCGACGACACGGAUUCCGCAAUCCAAGAGUUCAAACCCUCCCAGCAAAUUGUUCAGUCUAUAGACCCUCCACCCCACAGCACGGAUUCAUCUCCAUAUCCGACGGCGGUUUUCGAGCAUGGCUCUCUGUCCUCGGAGGGCGCGUCCUCUAUAUGGCAUAUUAUGCCGUUCGUUUCUACUUCACAUUCGCCGGCGCCCCAACUUCGUCCAACCUUUUCCUGCUGUUCUCGGUCGGCCUUCCGGCGGGCAAGCUCUUUGAUUCGGGGUACUUUCAUGCCACCACCGUCUUCGGCACUGUAUUCUAUGUCUUCUCCAUCUUCAUGCUCUCCUUGGCCGAUUUUCUCAAAUGUUACUCAUCCUCGCUCAGGGUGUCGGCAUGGGCCUCGGCAGUGGGCUACUCCUCUGCUUUCUCUAUACAGGCUCACCGCUGGAAGAGACGGCAUUCGCUCGCUAUGGGAAUCGUGGCGACGGGUUCUGGAUUUGGUGGCAUUAUCUACCCAAUCAUGCUGAACCAGCUCUUUCAUAUUGCUGUGGGAUUCGCAUGGGGCGUGCGUGCUGCUGCGUUUCCUACACCCGGUCUCUUGAUCAUUGCUAACUGCGUUAUGACCACCUGUCUCCCAACCGCCAAAGCUAGCGGACUUUCCCCCAAACCGGAGUUUCUGAUGAUAUUCACUGACGUCGCACAUGUGCUACCUCACCGUAAUUUCCUGGUCCUAUGGGGCGUGUUCUUCCCCUAUUUAUAUAUACAGCUAUGGAUCAACGAGCAGGGGCUCUCAAGCACGUUAGGCUUCUAUUCUAUCUCUAUCCUGAAUGGGUCAAUUUUUGGACGGAUCAUUCCGAACGUGGCUGCAGACUACGUCGGCCAGUUCAACCGCGACGUCCGUCGGUACCGUCAUCGUGUUCGCUGA